AUGUCUGCUCUUAGCCACAUCCUUAACACCCUCACCCUCCUCAUCACAAUACUUCUGCUCACAUCUCUAUCACUCGGAGCCAAACAGCCAUACAUUCUUCCAUACUGUGCCAAACUAACAGUAGAACCUUACAAUGUGAAAAUUGCUACAGCUUCCACAACCAUAACUUUCAAAUCGACAUCUGAUCUGUGGUUCUUUCUCGACUCUUCAUACUUUGCCCUUAUUCCAAACAAUACAGAUCAUGGCAAGUUUGCUGACUUUGCUCGUUAUUGUGUCUAUUUGAUGGACACUUCAACUUCCUACACUUAUUUACCAGCUGUGAAUAGUAUGAAUUUGACGAGUACUAAAACUUUCACAGCCACAUUUACCAGUUUACCAAAUAACAAGAGACUCUCACUGUCAAUGUCAAGUUGUUUCUUUACAUUAUACAGAGAGAGUGAAUAUCAUCAAGAGCUUGUGCCAAUUCCACCAAUUAGUAUCUACAAUUAUGCAACUGGUACUGGAACUGUUUCAUCUUUUGCUCCGACCUAUGAUUAUGAUUCAUACUAUGCCAAGUAUUGUCUUAAUAAGGCAACGAAUGAUUCAAGAUAUUCAGCAGAGACUUUCACCAGCACAACUUCAACAUCAACUGUAGCCAGUUCUUUAUCUUUGAUAUCGGAAAGCACUUUUGCAAAAACAUAUUCCAAUUCUGGACUAUCUAUUUCUGGUAAAUGGAAAACAGACUCGUUCUCUUCGCAAAUUAAUUCAUUCACCUAUUCCAAUUACAAUUAUCAACUCUUCAAUCCAAUCAAUAUGAAUUUCAAGAAAAAUGCAACUUUUAUCAAGUAUCCUCUCAAAUGGAAACGUCACAUUAAUGUGGCAUCUGAGUCUGUCAGUUUCACAGUGCCAUCAGAUACUUCCAUCACAAAGAGAUGUGCAGAUCCUCAAGAAUUACAAGAUUUACUCGACACCUGCAUUUCUACCAAUCAAAUUUUUAAGGUAAAUGAUGUAGAAGGAGGAACUCCAUGGCAUUAUGGAGCUAAUCCUUCAUCUCCAGCUGAGGUUUCAGAUGUCAACAUUUUAAUAACCUAUUCUUAUUACGAAGCUAUUUUCUAUUCAGGACUGGCUCUUCCUUAUUUGAGAGCUCUCAUAGUUAAUGGAACUUUGACAAUUGCAAGAACUGACAUUUCAAAUUCAUAUUUUUAUUGUGCAAAGAAUACUUUGAGAAACCAAUUCCAAUAUUGGGAUUCCACAGUUUAUCACUUUAUCAAGUUUAGUACUAUUCAUAACAUGUAUUCAUUUGAUUCAAGUAGGAAGAGUUAUGAUUUGAAUACAAUGGCAGGAAUUGGCAUUGGAUCUCAAAAUAUUCAAUUGACUAAUUUCGAAAAUCAAAAUGCAAAGAGUGAGAAUGGAGUUUCUUUGCAGAUUAGUGAUACUUCACUGGAUGAUACAUUCUAUUCUCAAACAAGAGUUGUUCCAAUCUAUCAAUAUAACGAAACAAUCAAUUCAGUUUUUGAUUUGACAUUUAUUUAUGAUUCUGAGCUUGGAUCCAAGACAGGUGGUGCUUUGGUGACACAGGAAGAUUUUGUGACAACUUAUAAAUCAACUGCUUGUGCUGAAAAGUAUGGUUCCAGACUUGAUACUCAAUUGAGCAAUUUCUUUACGUCAAGUGCUUAUACUUUUAUUAGAAUUCCAGAGUUUGCCAAUAGACUAAACUAUUCCAAGUCUAUUUCCUAUAAUAUAACAUCAAACUCUAUACAAAUGAAUUAUCUAAACACUGAGCAAGCCGUUCAGUUCAGUUUACUAGUAGAUUCUUCAUUAUUAGUUUACAAAGAGGCAAGAAUUUCACUUGCAGAUUAUUCCUUCUUUGUAACACCAAAUAGACAAGAAUGGAAUGAAAUGAAUGCUACCUUGAAUGUAAAUAUAACAAAUAGUGGAGAAAUUAAAGGAACUUUUCAAGUGACAGCAACUUGUGGUUCACCAAUCACAGUUAAGGAAGCUAAUGUCAAGACUGCUGACAUUGAAAAUGGAAAAUCAACUUUGAUUCAAUUUGGAGUGACCAAUUCAGAAUGGAAAUCAUAUAAGGAUUUACUAAAUGUUUCCUGUUUGGUAAAUGUUAAAAUUAUUAAGGAAGAAUUAUGGACCAGUACGAAUAAGGAAAUUACUAUAUAUGAAACUAUUGUUUUGGAUCAUGGUUACUUUGUACCAUAUUGCGAACAAAAAUAUAACGAGCCAUUUAUUGAAUUUUCUGAGAGCCAUUUGAAUCAAUCCAAAUUUACAAGAAUUUCGAAUACGUUUUACAAUUCUAUUCUAUUCGCAGUGAAAAGCAAUACAACAGAUCAAAUUUCUGCCAGAUACAGUAUAUCAGUCAUCCCAACAGACGAUAACCCAUUUAUUCUUUCAAAUUCUUCAAUACUGACCUUUGAAUUAAUACCUCAACAAGAAACAACUCUGAAUUUGGAAAUUGUGGGAAUUGACUUUGAGAAAAUCAUGAAAGAACGAAUUAAUCUGAGCAAUUAUACCUUCCAAAUCACAAUCCAGAAUAUGGAUACAGCUGACUGUUGGUCCGAUUAUGGAAAAUCCAUCAUCCAACCAUUCACGUUCCAUGUCGAAUAUUUGUGUCCAGACAAUUUCGUAGGAGUUUUGUGUGAUAUUCCAGUAUGUUAUGGAUACAAUGCCACAGAUAUGGAGAACGUAUGCUAUGGACAUGGGUCAUGUCUAGCACCAGAUACUUGUUCCUGCUUGAAUGGUUAUACUGCAGAUAAUUGCUCUAUACCUAUUUGUUUUGAUUACAAUUCGACUGAUGUCAGAGUGUGCUCAUCACACGGUGAAUGUUUAUCACCAGAUAAUUGUCAAUGUUCAAAUGAAUGGACUGGUGAUGAGUGUAGUAUUCCAAUAUGUUUUGGAAUUCCAGCAAAUAUUGAAUCCACUUGUUAUGGUCAUGGUAACUGUUCUAAUCCAGAUACGUGUCAAUGUAUUUCAGGAUAUACAUCAUCUAAUUGUUCAAUUCCAGUUUGUUUUGGAUUUAAUGCUUCAGAUAUUUCAAAUGUUUGUUCAAAUCAUGGACAAUGUGUUUCACCUGAUAACUGCCAAUGCGAAAAUGGUUAUACUGGACUUAAUUGCUCAAUUCCAAUUUGUUUUGGUAAGCAUUUACUCAUGAAUGAAUCAGGUUUGAUCUGCUCAACUCAUGGUCAUUGUGUGGAUACAGACAUUUGUCUUUGUUUUGAUGGAUAUUAUGGUCCACAAUGUGAACUACAUAAUUGCUUCAAUGUCCCGUUCAACGAUUCAAACGUAUGUUAUGGACAUGGUAAUUGUACAGAACCAGACCAAUGCCAAUGUCAAGAUGGCUACACUUCAUCAAAUUGCUCAAUUCCAAUUUGUUAUAGUUAUAAUGCAUCUGAUAUUUCAAAUGUCUGUUCUACACAUGGCAAAUGUACUGAACCUGAUGUGUGUGCAUGUGAUAGUGGGUACACUUCUUUGAACUGUUCAAUUCCAAUUUGUUUUGGAAUUCAUUUAGCAAUGAAUGAAUCAAUGUUAAUUUGUUCAUCACAUGGUUAUUGCGUUGAACCAGAUACAUGCAUUUGCGAGAAUGGAUAUUAUGGAGCAAUGUGUGAAAUGCAUAAUUGCUUUGGUGUGAAAUUUAAUGACUCCACUGUAUGUUAUGGACACGGAAAUUGCUCACAACCAGAUUCCUGUGUUUGCUCAGAUGGUUAUACAUCUGAUAAUUGCUCAAUUCCAAUUUGUUUUAACAUCACAGCUUCAAAUUCACAAGUUUGUUCAUCACACGGUGAAUGUUUAUCACCAGAUAAUUGUCAAUGUUCAAAAGAAUGGACUGGUGAUGAGUGUAGUAUUCCAAUUUGUUUUGGAAUUCCAGCAAUUAAUGAAACUGUUUGUUAUGGACAUGGUAAUUGUUCUAAUCCAGAUACGUGUCAAUGUAAAUCAGGAUAUACUUCAUCGAAUUGUUCAAUUCCUCUUUGUUAUGGAUUUAAUGCUUCAGAUAUUUCAAAUGUUUGUUCAAAUCAUGGACAAUGCCUUGCUCCUGACACUUGCCAAUGCGAAAAUGGAUAUACUGGACUUAAUUGCUCAAUUCCAAUUUGUUUUGACUAUUGUACAUGUAAGCAUGGUUUCACAUCUAGCUACUGCUUCAUGCCAAUGUGCUAUGGAUACAACGCCUCAGAUGCUCAAGUUUGCUCUUCACAUGGCCAAUGCAUCUAUCCAGAGUUGUGUAAAUGCUCAACUGGGUAUACCUCAGAAAAUUGUUCAAUUCCUAUUUGUUUUGGCGUUCAUAUCUUGAUGAAUGAAACAGCUCCCUGUUCCUCACAUGGCCAUUGUGUUGCUCAUGACAUUUGUCAAUGUUAUGACGGAUAUUAUGGAGAUAAUUGUGAAAUACAUAAUUGUUAUGGAGUACCAUUCAAUGAUUCUGCAAUGACUUGUUAUGGCCAUGGUAAUUGUUCAUCUCCAGAUAUUUGUCUUUGUGAAGAAGGUUAUGUUUCGGAUAAUUGUUCGUUACCAGUUUGUUUUGGGCUCAAUUCUUCUGAUUCUAAUGUUUGUUCUUCUCAUGGACAGUGUAUUAAGCCCAAUGAAUGUGAAUGUUCGGUUUAUUUUACAGGAUUGCUUUGUGAUAUUCCAAUAUGUUUUGGAAUUCCAGCAAGUAAUGAAUCUACUUGUUAUGGACAUGGUAAUUGUUCUAAUCCAGAUACGUGUCAAUGUAUUUCAGGAUAUACUUCGGAUAAUUGUUCAAUUCCAGUUUGUUUUGGAUUUAAUGCUUCAGAUAUUUCAAAUGUUUGUUCAAAUCAUGGACAAUGUAUUUCACCUGAUAACUGCCAAUGCGAAAAUGGAUAUACUGGACUUAAUUGCUCAAUUCCAAUUUGUUUUGGAAAACAUUUACUCAUGAAUGAAUCAGAUUUGAUAUGCUCAACUCAUGGACAGUGUGUGGAUACAGACACUUGUCUUUGUGGUGAUGGAUAUUAUGGUCCACAAUGUGAACUCCAUGAUUGUUUCCAAGUGCAAUUCAACGAUUCAAACGUAUGUUAUGGACACGGUAAUUGUACACAUCCAAACCAAUGCCAAUGUCAAUAUGGUUACACUUCAUCCAAUUGCUCAAUUCCAAUUUGUUAUAGUUAUAAUGCAUCUGAUAUUUCAAGUGUUUGUUCUGCACAUGGUCAAUGUAUUGAACCUGAUUUAUGUGAAUGUCUAAAUGGUUACACUUCUUUGAACUGUUCAAUUCCAAUUUGUUUUGGAAUUCAUUUAGAAAUGAAUGAGUCAAUGUCAAUUUGUUCAUCACAUGGUUAUUGCGUUGGGCCAGAUACAUGCAUUUGUGAGAAUGGAUAUUAUGGAGCAAUGUGUGAAUUGCACAGUUGUUUUGGUGUGAAAUUUAAUGACUCCACUGUAUGUUAUGGACAUGGAAAUUGUUCACAACCAGAUUCCUGUGUUUGCUCAGAUGGUUAUACAUCUGAUAAUUGCUCAAUUCCAAUUUGUUUCAACAUCACAGCUUCAAAUUCACAAGUUUGUUCAUCACACGGUGAAUGUUUAUCACCAGAUAAUUGUCAAUGUUCAAAUGAAUGGACUGGUGAUGAGUGUAGUAUUCCAAUUUGUUUUGGAAUUCCAGCAAGUAAUGAAACUGUUUGUUAUGGACAUGGUAAUUGUUCAUAUCCAGAUACGUGUCAAUGUAAAUCAGGAUAUACUUCAUCGAAAUGUUCAAUUCCUAUUUGUUUUGGAUUUAAUGCUUCAGAUAUUUCAAAUGUUUGUUCAAAUCAUGGACAAUGCCUUGCUCCUGACAUUUGCCAAUGCGAAAAUGGUUAUACUGGAUUUAAUUGCUCAAUUCCAAUAUGUUUUGGAAAACAUUUACUCAUGAAUGAAUCAGAUUUGAUCUGUUCAUCCCAUGGUGGGUGUAUUUCACCUGAUACAUGUCUAUGCGAUAAUGGAUUUUAUGGCCCACAAUGUGAUUUAUUCGAUUGUUUUGGAAUACAAUAUAAUGAUUCGAAUACUUGUUAUGGAAAUGGUAAAUGCAUUUCACCAAAUUUGUGCGAAUGUUACGAUGGAUGGACAUUUACAAAUUGCUCCAUUCCUUUAUGUUAUAAUUUAACAGCCUCUGAUACGAAUGUUUGUUCUUCACAUGGAAAUUGUCUGAAACCUAACGAAUGCCAAUGUCACGAAGGAUUUACAUUUGAAAAUUGUUCAAUUCCAAUUUGUUUUAACGUGAACGCAUCAGAUUCUAAUAUUUGCAGUGGACAUGGUACAUGUAUCUCUCCAAAUAAUUGUUCAUGUGAAGAGAAUUAUUUUAAUGCCAAUUGUGAAGAAACUACUUGUUUUGGACUUGUUUCUAAUAGUUUACAAAGUUGUGGUGGAUUUGGUAAUUGUACAGCAUUUGAUAUUUGUGAAUGUGACUCGAAACAUGUUGGAGAAAACUGUUCCAUUACUUUUUGUUUCGGAUUACUUUCUAACAAUUCGAACAAUGUUUGCUCGGGCAAAGGUCAAUGUUUAGAAUACGACCACUGUAACUGUUCACAAGGUUACUAUGGAGAAUCAUGCGACUUAUUCGAUUGUUUCGACAUGCCAAAAAAUUCUUCACUUGUCUGUUCAGGAAAAGGUAAAUGUUUAGAUUCGAAUAUUUGUAAAUGCGGUAUAGGAUUUUAUGGAGAUUAUUGUCAAGAUUUUGAUUGUUUUGGAAUUCACAAAGAUGAUCCAAAUGUCUGUUCUAGAGUUUCUCCAUGUACUUCUCCCAAUAAUUGCUCCUGUCCAGCUGGAUAUUACGGAGCUAGUUGUGAACUAUUCAAUUGCUUUGAAAUUCAAAGCAACUCCUCUAAAGUUUGUUCUGAACAUGGGAAAUGUCACUUGCCAAAUAAUUGUUCUUGUGAAGAAGGAUAUUUUGGGAGAGAUUGUUCAGAAUUUGAAUGUAAUUUCAUUCACAAAAAUAAUGAAACUGUUUGCAGCUCAAAUGGAAAAUGUCACUCACCAAAUAAUUGUUCAUGUUUUGAUCAUUAUUAUGGAGAAGAUUGCGAAUUAUUUAAUUGUUUUGGGAAAGCAUUCAAUUCUUCACUGGUUUGCUCUGGAAAUGGCCAAUGCCUCGAUUACAAUAAUUGUAAAUGUAAUAUAUCAUUUUUAGGUGUGGAAUGCCAAGAUUUUACCUGCCAUGGAUUACAUUUUAAUGAUUCGAAUGUUUGCAGUGGAAAUGGAAGCUGUUUAUCUUUGGAUAAUUGCACAUGUUUUGAUGGAUUUACUGGGAGUGAUUGUGAAAUUAAUAUUCCAGAUCCAAUUAUUGAGAGAAAUGAAACUAAUAACCAAACUGAAACAACAAAUUCAACUCUAUUUAGUAAUCAAACAAGUAGUGAUGAUAAUUCUACCCUGUUUGAUAAUUCCACUUUGAUUAAUGGAAAUAAUCAAACUGAAAUGUCUAAUUCAACUUUAGAAAGCAAUCAAACUGUUGUUAUUGAAAACUCAACACUACCAUUAACGAAUCAAACCCUUAAUUCAUCUUCCAUAAAUGGAAAUCAAACUGAGGUAUCAAAUUCAACAGCACUCACAAGUAACCAAACUAAUGUUAUUGAUAAUUCUACUUCUUCUGAAAAUUCAACAUUAUCAGCCACCAAUCAAACUUUGAAUUCCACUUCUGUAAAUAUUAAUAACCAAACCGAAACUAAUUCUACUGAUUCCAAUAAUUCCACUCUAGAGUCGUGUUCUCAACAUGACGGUAUACAAUGUUCUGGUAAUGGAUUUUGCAAUCAUUCUGAAUGUAUUUGUGAAAAUGGUUACCACGGAACCGAUUGCAAUCUAUUCGAAUGUUUUGGAAUCAAUUCGACUAAUUCUCAAGUCUGUUCUGGUAAUGGCCAGUGUGAAUCUCCUAAUUUAUGUGCCUGUAAAGAAGGAUAUCUAUCACCCAAUUGUUCCUCAUUCACUUGCUUUUCCAAACUAAACUCAGAACCAUUAGUUUGCUCUGGACACGGAUAUUGCCAAGAUCUAAACUCGUGCCAAUGUGAUUCUGGUUUCUAUGGCCCUCAAUGUGACCUUAUCAAAUGCUUCUCCGUCCUCUCCAAUGAAUCAUCAACAGUUUGUCAAGGUCGUGGAAAUUGCACAAAUCCUGACACAUGUCAAUGUGAAACGGGAUAUCACGGUCCAGAAUGUAACAUUCCAGUAUGUUUUGGCAAUUACAAUGAAAAUUCAACAAGUGUUUGUAAUGGAAAUGGUCAAUGUUUUGCAAAGGAUACAUGUCAAUGUAAUGAAGGAUAUCUUGGUGAAGAAUGUCAUUUGACAGUCUGUAACAAAACUUCAUGUGUUUAUGGUGUUUGUGAAAGUGCUUUGAAUUGUAAAUGUAAUGUUGGAUAUGGAGGAAAAAAUUGUGAGCAAGUCAUUUGUUUUGGUCAUUUGGCAUCUGACAUUAAUGUUUGUAAGGGAAAUGGAUAUUGCAUAGCUCCUGACAAGUGUAAUUGUUCAAGUUUGAAAUAUAGUGGAAAGGAAUGUCAAUUCGAACAAGAUUCUGAUGAGCAAUGCUCCAUUUAUGGAGAUUUAACAAUUUUUAAUUCUAAUUGGAUGAGUGAAAGUUUGAAAAUUGGUUUGAGUGGAAAAUUGAAUCAAACUUUGAGGUCAACUAUCAAAUAUUCUCCUAAUUUAUUUUCAAUGAAUAGUUUCAAAUAUCUAAUCAAGAUUCAAAAUAACGGAAUUAGAAGUUUCGAAUAUUCUAUUCGAUCAUAUUGUGAAAAUGGAAAUUCUUUCAAGAGUUUAGGAAAGAUGGUUAACUCUAUUGAAAGCUCUAAAUCAUUAACUCAAUACGAAAGUAUCCAAAUUGAAAAUGAUGCUUUUGGAUUUGCAUUCUAUUCUCUUGACGAAAGAUUUGAAAAUAUCGAAUGCAAUAUCGAACUGAGUAUGAAACCUCUAGAUAGAAAAGACAAUUGUUUGGUUUAUGAUUCUAUUCAUGAUCCUACUUCUUCAUAUAACUACAAAAUAUUGAUGAUAUUUGAGAAUGUUGAUUCUUGCCUCUUUAUGAAAGAAAAUGAAAAUGGUCUAGUUGACUUGACCAUUCAAAAUUCAGUCCUAUCAAGCCUCACAAAUCAAUCUUCUGAAUUAUACAAUUAUGAAACCAAUUCUACAGAAAGCUAUCUUAAAAUUCUUUCCAUUUUCCCACAGAAGCGUAAUAAUUGGCAAAUAAUCCAGUCAACCAAUGACAACAACACAACAACCUCAACAUCUGCAUCUCUGUUAAUCACAGCUCAAUUAAUCAAUCCAGAAAAUCUCUACGGUAUAUUCAUUCCUGCUCUAUACUGCCAGGACGACAGUAUUUCAAGUGGGGACUCCUUUACAACAAGUUCUAGCUCUCUAACUCUUUAUCAUGAAAUGUCAAAAUUAGUUUUCCAAUUCAACAUUACAAUUCAAAACAUUUCACAAGAUUUGAUUGAUUAUGGAAGAGUCAGAGGUGGUAAGGAAGGCACAGCAUCCAUUAAUAUCGAUUCCAUGAACCUUAAUUGUUCAUUACUACUCAUACCAUCACCUGCCAAAUGUUGGACAUCAAAAAUUGAUAACCAAUCCAAACGUUCUCUUCCACAACCUUCUACUCAACUCCAACUCUACCUCCAAUCACUCAAAAAACUAAUAUGUCACUUUACCCUGCCAAUUGUCUCUGGCGAAUUUAAAUUCAUCCAAAGUGUCAGAUCAUUCGAAAUUGCCCUAACCUAUACUUGUAUGACUCUUGGAUUCGCCUCAAUGAUUUGCACAACCAAAGGUCCAAGAGAUCGUAAACACUCCCUACUACAGUUAGUAGAUUUCGUAAAACAAACUAGACGAAACAAGCUCGAACAAGAUGAACAAGACGAAACUCAUUCCACCCAUGAAACAGAGAAAAAUUUACCUUACUGCGACAAUUGUGGGCAUAAAACCUUGAAAAAGGCGAAAUUUGAGAUUAGCUUUGAUGGUCAACAAUCAGAAAGUGAAAUUGGAUUUUUCGUGUGCGAACAGCAAGAAUGUUUUGAAGCAUUGUGUUCGUUAUACAAUGAAAAUUAUAGUGAAUAUUUCACAUGUUAUGAUUGUAGAUCUGGUCAAUUGGUGAAAUUCCCGCCAUUUUUGAUGGUGGGUGUGGAUUGUGUUGAUGAUUUGCCUGCUGGUGCAGAAUCACAAAUUUUGUUGAAUGCCUUUGAUGCUGAUGAAUAUGGAGAUCUUGAUGAAGAAACAGUAGACGAAACAUUUGAUACAGUGUUAUUGGAUUCGAAUACUAGUAGAUCUUGA
Naegleria gruberi is the source of this 10191-nucleotide messenger RNA. RefSeq lists its product as uncharacterized. The record is from RefSeq and is a predicted model, not a curated record. Gene Ontology annotation, molecular function: protein heterodimerization activity; cell adhesion molecule binding; protein homodimerization activity. The transcript has 2 exons. Gene Ontology annotation, biological process: heterophilic cell-cell adhesion; neuron development. NCBI's taxonomy places the organism in Eukaryota, Heterolobosea, Eutetramitea, Acrasida, Naegleriidae. Bases 1 to 10191 code for a protein of 3396 amino acids. Gene Ontology annotation, cellular component: neuron projection.